Ipomoea triloba (trilobed morning glory) is the source of this 1664-nucleotide messenger RNA. RefSeq lists its product as uncharacterized. The coding region runs from base 79 to 1224 and encodes 381 amino acids. The transcript is spliced from 3 exons. The record is from RefSeq and is a predicted model, not a curated record. NCBI's taxonomy places the organism in Eukaryota, Viridiplantae, Streptophyta, Magnoliopsida, Solanales, Convolvulaceae.
GAUCAGAGCUCAUCAAAGCCAAAACGCACAAUCCCCUUUGCUUUCACCCUUUAAUUUUCUCCAAACAACACCCAAAAUAUGAGGAGGAUUUCAAGUACUGUUCCGGCGGUUGCUUUACUGGCCGCGCUACUCUGCGCCGCCGCCUUCCAAAUCUCCGUCGCCAUCACUGAUGGAUUAGUAGUGAAUGGCAACUUCGAAGCACCGGUGAAGAAGACGGAGCUAAACGGCACGGUGGUGUUGAAGGCCGACGCCGUACCAGGGUGGAUCACCACCGGGUUCGUGGAGUACAUCUUGGCGGGGCAGACGCAAGGGGACAUGCUCCUGGUGGUGCCGGAAGGCUACGCGGCCGUGCGGCUGGGCAACGAGGCGUCCAUCAAGCAAAAACUGAACGUCACCAAAGACAUGUACUACUCCAUAACAUUCUGCGCCGCCCGGACGUGCGCGCAGGAGGAGAAGCUCAACGUGUCGGUGGCGCCCGACUCCGGCGUCUUGCCUAUCCAAACACUGUACAGUAGCAACGGUUGGGACUGUUAUGCGUGGGCGUUCCAGGCGGACUAUAACGAGAUUGAGAUCACGAUCCAUAACCCCGGCGUGGAGGAGGACCCCGCUUGUGGUCCCUUGAUCGACUCCGUUGCCAUUCGGACGCUCUACCCUCCUAGACCUACUAAUGCGAACUUGGUAAAGAACGCGGAUUUUGAGGAGGGUCCAUACUUGUUCGCGAACGUGACAACCGGCGUUCUGUGCCCGCCCUUCAUCGAGGACGACCACUCUCCCAUUCCGGCGUGGACGGUGGACUCUCUGAAAGCCGUGAAGUACAUAGACGCGGAGCAUUUCUCGGUGCCCCACGGCAGGAGAGCCGUGGAACUGGUGGCCGGGAAAGAAAGCGCCAUCGCUCAGAUCACCCGAACAAUAGUGGGCAAGAUUUACGACCUGACCUUCCUUGUGGGGGACGCCAGCAACUCGUGCGAGGGCUCCAUGAUCGUGGAGGCGUUCGCGGGGCAGUCCACGCUCAAAGUCCCCUACGAGUCCAAAGGCAAGGGCGGAUUUAAACCGGCCAAACUCCGGUUCAAGGCCACCGCCAACCGGACCCGGAUUAUGUUCUUCAGCACGUACUACCAUACGCGGAGUGAUGACUUCGUGUCACUAUGUGGCCCUGUUGUUGACCAUGUCAGGCUUCUCAGUGUUCGUCAUCCCAAUCUCUCCCUUGAAUUGACUCAAAACUAGAUCUGAUCCAUAUAUAAUUUUCGAUUAUACUAUGAAAAUAUAUGGAUUUUACUUCCUCAAAUACUGCCUACUGAUCGAACCAGUGAUGGUAUAUAUGAAUUUUUGUUGUAAUAUGAGACGAGGAGAUGGAUUGAGAAAGUUUGUCUUAAUUCAUAGUAUGUAUGCAUGCAUGUUAUUAACUACUACUAUAUGAAUACUUCUAUUUAUAUAUAUAUAUAUAUAUAUAUAUAUAUAUAUAUAUAUAUAUAUGACUCUCUAGUGGAAGUCAAUAUAUAGUUUUAUGUAUAUUGUGAUGGGUGUUGAAUGGUAAUGUAAUUCACCAGAAUAUAUUUCCAUUGGUCAUUGGUGUAAUUUAUUGAAAUAAUAAUUAUAUACUUCAAUGAAUGUUUGUAAUAUAUCGAGUGACGAGUGUGAUAUGUAUGUGAAAGUCCUUUGUCCCA